AGGGUGUGACAGUUGUGUCCUUACAUGGUGAACAGACAAUUCAGGUGCAGAGUGUCAUUCAGACAACUCAGGCAUCAGUUAUACAGCCUCCUCAAAUACAAACUGUACAGAGUGACACAAUAUAUUCAACAAGAACAUUUUUUGAGCAGAAUUGAUUUUAUUCAUCAGGAAUUUAUUGGAUCAUGAAAAGUGGGCGUUACCAAACAGGAGUGGAGACAGGUGGUAGUGAGGGAGCAGUUAUAAAAUUAAGGGAGAUUUUGUGAAUUCAGCCAAAAAGUCAUUUUUAGAGGCCGCACAAGUUUUAAUGAAAUUUCAAUGAAUUAUAAUGAAAAAUAACGAAGACAGAAGGAGCGUUCCAAAUUGCACACUUCUGCACUAUUCUACGCAUAGUGUAGUGUAAGUACUGCGAGUAAGUUUACACCGAAAAUGCAACAGAAAGAAGUGUACUACGAGUACCCGGAUGAGGCACUUCUUCAGUCGAUAAAAUGGAGUGUGGAACAUUGGACACUUCAUGCACUCAACGGCCGUGGCUUGCCCUAUGUAGCGGAACGGGUGGAGUUACGGGGCCACAAAGCUGGCCUGACAAAACAAUUGUAAUUAAUGAUGAAUGUGGCAACUAGCGAAACAUCUGUGAAGACAGCACCUUUCAAAUGUGAGUUGAAUGCUUUACCAUCACCCCAAGCUGUGUGAAUCUUUACAUUAUUUGAGAUAUAAGUGAUUAACUGAGAUUGGCCAGCAUGCUAAAGCUGAAACGCCCCCUCCAUCAGCUGAAAAACAGUGAGUGCUUUUGUGUAGUAAGAAAACAUUAGUGUUCCAUUUGGGAUAGUAUUUCAAUUUGAAAAUGAAUGAACUACAGGACAUGGCUUAGUGUAUAAUGUAUAUUGUAAGUGCAUGGUGUAUAGUGCAUCAUUUAGGACACGGCUAGACAGUUUUAUCGUUUGGAAUAACAUGCAUAGUUGAAUCCUGUAUAAUAAGAACAAUAACAUGCAUUAAAAAAGGAAAUAUGGUACAUUUUAAUUUCAAGUCCUUCAAACACAGUCCAGUUAUUCAUUCACCUGUUCCUUGAUCUGGAGUUUUUAACCAAUCACAUUAUGGAAAGUUAGAGCAGCAACCAAUCACAGGGCUCAUACUGGGAUCAAUGGGAUGAAGAAGAAACAGAUUGACAUAGGUACAUGCAGAGUAAGAAUAGCAGUAUGUAGCAGUAAUGAGAUUGAAGUUGUGUGAAAGUCAAUUAUGCAUCUGAUCUUUUUGCGUGCUCACACACACUUACGUCAGACAAAUCAAAUCUCAGGAGAUAUAAGACUCACGAUCACAUGGCAUGUUGAUAUAGAACGUAAUGUAUAAUUCAUCAAGUGUUUCCUUUGUUACAGUGCUUUUUAAAAGCUCCAAAUGACAUGAAUUAUUUAGUUAUGUGUGGAUGUUUUCAGGUAGCUGCUACUGGUAGCUUGGGUACAACACCAUCAGAUCCUCAGAAGAGGAGAGAGAUUCUGUCCAGACGACCUUCUUACAGGAAAAUCUUUAAUGAGUUGUCAUCAGAUGUACCUGCUGUGCCAAAGAUUGAGGAAGAGGACAAAGUGGAGGAGGAAGCCCCACCCUCCUCUAGUGUUGCUACGGUGACAGCACCAUCUUCAAUUUACCAGACCAGCUCAGGGCAAUACAUUGCAAUCACUCAAGGUGGAGCGGUGCAGCUGACUGGACCUGGAGGAGAGGCCUUGCAGGGGGUUCAGGCUCUGACUCUCCCCAGCCCUGCCACACCGCAGCCUGGAGCAACUAUUCUGCAGUAUGGGGCCCAACCCGGGGACUCUGGACAACAGCUUCUGAUGUCUGCUGGACAGGUGCUCGUUCAGGCUGCCACAGGAGACAUGCCAGCAUAUCAGAUCCGCUCCCCGUCGUCAGGGCUAGCGCCAGGCGUUGUUAUGGCAGUGUCACCGGGGGCGAUGCACAGCCCGCAGCAGAAUGCAGAGGAGGUCACACGCAAGAGGGAAGUCCGCCUGAUGAAGAACAGGGAGGCGGCGCGUGAGUGUCGCAGAAAGAAGAAAGAAUAUGUGAAGUGUUUGGAGAAUCGUGUUGCUGUGCUGGAAAAUCAGAACAAAACUCUCAUAGAGGAGCUGAAAGCUCUCAAAGACAUCUAUUGCCAUAAGCCAGAAUAACACUCACAAACACUGCUGAAAGAGUGGUUCACGGACUACAUUUUCUUCUACUUUUCCUGGAUUUGAUUGUUUUUGUUCAUUCGUUUGGCCAAAUAGUUCUGUAAGAAGUUGCUAACAUUGCUUUGAGGAUAUUAAGGUCAACUGCAACCUGUGUCUUGGUGCUUUUCACACAGUGUGCGAAAGCACCAUGUAUUUAUUUCGCCAUAUGUAUUUCAGCGCUAUAAAUAUUUGUCAACACCAUCUUUCUCAAAAUAAUCAAAUUAGUAUCGUUUAUGAUGCAACAUAAAAUACAGGAACAAACUGCUCACUCAUUGUUUGAAAGAAGACAUCUGUUGUGCUUGAUGCAAGUUCCACACAAACAUGUUACAUUCCCUAUCUGACUUAAUUCAGAUGAUUCAAGCAGUUUAUUUCUACACUGGGUUCUGCUCUGUGUUAAUUAAAUAUAAUUUGGAUAUAACUAUGUCCCUCAUUCAUGUAAAUCAUGUUUCACAGCAACCAAGUUUGCUAUAACUCUCAGUGGCCUACCCCUGAUUACCAUUUUAUGAUUUAUGGUCGUUAAUAAAAUAACUUUCUGUAUAGAGUCGCAGCUCAAUUACACAGCAAAAACAUUGUCAGUGACUUUGACUAGAGCUUGGCAGUGCGAUACUGUGGAAAUUGUAUUAUAUAAUAUUAUGGAUAAAAGCUGAUAUGAUAUGAUAAUGUAAAUUUGUGAAAGCAGAUGUUAAGCAGGCCUCUUCCUCUGUCACACACAUUCAUAUUAAUAAGAUGGAUAAAUGUGUAUAUUAUUGCUGUGUUCUCCGUCAAAAAAACUGGAACUCCUCAUUGUAAUGUGUGGAAAAAUAAAUUGGUGUUUUCCUUUUCUUUUUUUAAUUAUUGAAAAAAAAAAAGAGAGAAAAGUUUAUCAAGCGUUAUUUUCCAUAUUUCAGUUUUUAGGAUUCUGGUGUGUCUCUGUGUGUGGGUCUUCUGUUUUUCAAACUAUGCUAGCCAUGACCUCACCUUCAUGUACAGCCAGUUACGUUUCUGUGUUUUUGAUGAAAUAUUUUAUGUAACCUGAGCAGAAAAUGAAUAUUGUUUCAUAUUUAAAUAGUCUAUGGUUUUAAUUAAUCUCACAGACUCUUCAGAUUGAUGUUAAUAUAAAAAAGAUUGUAUCCCCUUCCCAUCUUUUACACUGUACAGAGUGCUGACAUCUAUUUUUAAUAAAAUAUUUUUAUACAUGUACAGAAUCUGCAUAUACAUUUGUGGUGAAACCUGCAUUAUGAGUAGCACUAUUGUUUGUUUUUCUUUGUGCCAUUGGAUAGAGCUAAUAAUGUUGCAAAGCAUUUUAAUUACAGAAUUACUCUAUCAAACACACAUAUAGACCACAUAUACAGUAGUUAGUUUCUUGCCACAAGAGACUGAUACAGUCACACAAGUCUACACAAGAAUGUAGAAGUAUUAUUCCCAAACAGAUCCUCUGCGUACAUCUGCAAAUGUGACCUUUAAAAAUGUGUUUUGUCUCAGAAUUUUGUGUUCUGCAAGAUAUGCAGUUAAGUAAAAAAAAUGAAGUAAAGACUGU
Xyrauchen texanus (razorback sucker) is the source of this 3705-nucleotide messenger RNA. Its product is annotated as cAMP-responsive element modulator-like. NCBI's taxonomy places the organism in Eukaryota, Metazoa, Chordata, Actinopteri, Cypriniformes, Catostomidae. Gene Ontology annotation, biological process: regulation of transcription by RNA polymerase II. Gene Ontology annotation, cellular component: nucleus; ATF4-CREB1 transcription factor complex. The transcript is spliced from 6 exons. Gene Ontology annotation, molecular function: RNA polymerase II cis-regulatory region sequence-specific DNA binding; protein binding; DNA-binding transcription factor activity, RNA polymerase II-specific. The record is from RefSeq and is a predicted model, not a curated record. The coding region runs from base 1395 to 2150 and encodes 251 amino acids.